Molecule: messenger RNA, 1732 nt
Organism: Rubroshorea leprosula
Lineage: Eukaryota; Viridiplantae; Streptophyta; Magnoliopsida; Malvales; Dipterocarpaceae
Source: the annotation of a GenBank genome assembly
AAAAGUCAAAAAAGACUAACCAUAAAUCAGCGUCGAUUUAGAGAUUAGUUUCUAUCCCAGAAAUCAUUAUUUAAACUUUCUUCUACGUGAGCUCCUCCUCCGUACCCUUUCAUAAUUCUUACAGGGAAACCUCAAAAAUGAGCACAUUCUUACCGGAGUUAGUCUCCGAUAUUCUCCUCCGCCUCCCGGUCAAGACUCUACUCCGAUUGAGAUGCGUUUCGAAAUCACUUUGCUAUGAAAUUGAUAGUCCAGAGUUUAUCAAAAAUAAUCUCAAUAAAUCAAUGCGAAACCGACUCCGUCAGAAGCUAAUCGUCAACAACCGAAAUUGCUCGCAUUUCUACGCCUUAGAUUUUGAUGGUGGCUUCAAAAAAGCCACCACACUGAAGUACCCCUUCAAAUCUUCAGUGGAUACCCCCAUUGCAAUAGGUGGUUCUUGCAAUGGUUUAAUUCUGUUUGUUUUGGGUAAAUCAUCUAAACUUCUUGCCUUAUGGAAUCCAUUCACAAGGCGAUAUAAGAAAAUACCUCCUUGCACCGUCGUAACCCUUCCUGAUUACGUAUGUACAUCCAGCUUAGGCCUUGGACAUGAUCCUGCUCAUGAUGACUACAAAAUUGUGAUGAUUUCAGCUUUUUGCGAGUACCGUCAUUAUUGGUAUCAAUCUUGGGUUUUUAGUUUGAAAAAGAAUUCUUGGAGAAGGAGUCCAGAUGCUCCGAGCACGAUGGAACGAUCCAAGUCUAGUUUUGCAAAUGGUGCUUUGUAUUGGCAAAGUAAUAGUGAUGAUAGAUGUAAUAUGGUUGGUUUUGACCUUACAAAUGAGGUUUAUUUUAAAAUACCGCUGCUUGUUGAUUCAGGGUUUCUGAUCAACACAACAGAAACCCGAACAUUAUCAUUCUGCUAUGAUAACAUGGUGGUUUUCGGAGGUGAAGUCUAUACUACCAAAGUAACUGCUGAGAGCAAAACACUUGAAUUUUAUUUGGCCGUGAGUGAUAAGGGUAGAAUAGGUAAAUGGAAGAAGACAUUUGAAAUGGAGGAUGAGGAGAUGGAGAGGGAUUUGAAUGGCGAGGAUGAUGAGCAUGAGUCGCGUCGCUUUAGUUUGCAUGACUGGCGUCGCCUUGAAUUGCCUUGUCCAUUGGCAUAUUCAAAGGAUGGAGAUAGCAUUCUGGCUUAUAAAAAGGAUGAGGUUUUUUGGUAUAACCCUGAAACUAAAACAAGGCAAAGGGUGGAGAUUCUUGGGAUUCCAAAGGCUAAGAGUCAUUGGUACAACUUACUAGAUAAUUGUUACGAGUUUCAUGUUUGUUGGGAAAGUCUUGUUUCUCUUGGCAAUGAGGGUGUAUUUGAUGCAGCACCUAAGAUGAGUAGUGUUGAGACAUUAAGGGAGAUUGCUGAAAAUCUUACUGGAAUGAGUUCGGUACGUCUUGCAUGUAUUUUUUUUUUAUCAUGUUUCGGUGUUUGGUAUUUCUGGCCUACUGCUGCAGCUUUCAUUCUUCCCGGGAUGAACUUGUUUCUCUUGGCAAUGAGGGUGUAUUUGAUGCAGCAUAAGAGAUGGCUAUUUUAUUGAGACAUUAAGGGAGAUUGCUACUGAAAAUCUUACUGGAAUGAAUUUUGUACGUCUUGCACCUGUUAUUUUCUUAUUAUAUUUUGAUUUUUGGUUUUUCUUGUCCACCGUUACGAAGUAUUGACUUCAUUAAAAUCAAGAGAUUUUCACAAUCAAGAGAAUCAAUAUUUGAUUCUUAA